GUUAAUUUAGACCUGAAUCAGAACGAUCGCCUCUGAUCUAGUACCCCCAGUGGUAUUGUCUCGACUUAGAGGACAUUGUGGCUACCAUAGAUUUAUACGUGCAGCAGCCACUAUGUGUUUCCCGACUUGGAGGACUUUGCGGCUACCACUGAUUUAGACAUGCAGCAGCCACCAUGUGCAACUCGACUUGGAUUACUUAGCGGUUACGACAGAAUAAUACGUGUAAUAACCAUCAUGUGCACAAAGAGUCUUCGGCCGGUGGGCUUCGAACUCACAACUCAAAUGAAGCGAAUCCUACUCCCUACCAACCAGGCUAAAUGGAAUCAACGAAUCAAUUCAAGAGGGCUUGCAUCUCUUCUACACACGACUGGAUUAUUCAGAAACAAAAGUGUACGUCUGGAUAUACGUCUAACCUCACCCUCGGUUUCUCUUCGGCAAAACGAAGUAACUGCAGAUCUGGUGUGAAAACAAAAUCCGUCACCAUCAUAAAAGAACUCUAUUAGACAGUCGUCAUCGCAGAGAUAUUAUUUUCCGAAACAGGCCAGACAAACUUCCUUUC
This is a messenger RNA of Argiope bruennichi, 559 nucleotides long. RefSeq lists its product as uncharacterized. The record is from RefSeq and is a predicted model, not a curated record. The transcript has 2 exons. Lineage: Eukaryota; Metazoa; Arthropoda; Arachnida; Araneae; Araneidae. Bases 160 to 465 code for a protein of 101 amino acids.